Molecule: messenger RNA, 747 nt
Organism: Marmota monax (woodchuck)
Lineage: Eukaryota; Metazoa; Chordata; Mammalia; Rodentia; Sciuridae
Gene: Aif1
Product: allograft inflammatory factor 1
Exons: 6
Coding region: 142-585 (147 amino acids)
Biological process (GO): ruffle assembly; actin filament bundle assembly
Cellular component (GO): ruffle membrane; actin filament
Molecular function (GO): calcium ion binding; actin filament binding
Source: RefSeq, a predicted model, not a curated record
AGAAAGGGGAAGUUUGGGAGGGAGGCCUCAGGGGAGACUGGUGGGAGAGAAGAGCCGGCAGACUAACAGACAGAGCCAGUCUGGUUCUCUCUCCCUACUGCCACCUGCCACCUGCCACCUGCCACGGGCAUCUGCUGAGCUAUGAGCCAAACCAGGGAUUUACAGGGAGGUAAAGCUUUUGGACUACUGAAGGCCCAGCAGGAAGAGAGACUGAAUGAGAUCAACAAGCAAUUCCUGGAGGAUCCCAAAUACAGCACUGAUGAGGAUCUACCCUCCAAACUGGAAGCCUUCAAGAAAAAAUAUAUGGAGUUUGACCUGAACGGAAAUGGAGAUAUUGAUAUCAUGUCCUUGAAGCAAAUGCUAGAGAAACUUGGGAUCCCCAAGACCCACCUAGAGCUUAAGAAAUUAAUUAGAGAGGUGUCAAGUGGCUCUGGGGAGACAUUCAGCUAUCCUGACUUUCUCAGAAUGAUGCUGGGCAAGAGAUCCGCCAUCUUAAAAAUGAUCUUAAUGUAUGAGGAGAAAGCAAGAGAACAGGAAAAGCCAACGGGUCCCCCAGCCAAGAAGGCUAUCUCUGAAUUGCCCUAAUUUGUGUGUAUGUGUGUGUGUGUGUUAUGUGUGUGUACACACAUGUGCAUGUCCACAGCGAGAUUGAAGGGGCUUCUAAUGAUCCCAACAUGAAAAAACAAAACAAAACAAAAAACCAAAAUUGUGAGCCAGUCAAACGAAAUAAAUUAUCCUUCCCUUCCA